GACGCUGUGUUGAUCAAUCACACCCGACAGCAAGCAGCUCGAGCAGCCAAUGUGGUCCAUUCUACACUGAUGUACAGAAGAGAACUGGAGAGAGAGCAAAUCGAACCUAUACUCAUCAACAAAGCUGUCCCUUUGUGUUCUGCUCAGUAUGAGCGACAGUUCAACACUACCCGUAUUCCUGGUGUUGAAACAGAUAAGCUGGUUCAUCUUAAGGACAGCAACCACAUCACUGUUUACCACAAGGGCCGCUACUUCAAAGUAUCUUUCAGGCAGAAAAAUAGACUACUCAAGCCAUGUGAACUUGAAAUAAUAUUCCAGAAGAUUAUUGAUGAUGACAGUCCACCAGCAGAUGGCGAGGAGCACCUGGCAGCUUUAACAGCUGGCGACAGAGUUCCUUGGGCCAAAGCUCGCAAUGAGUUUUUCAGUAAAGGCAAAAAUAAAAUCUCUCUAAAUGCUAUAGAGAAAGCUGCCUUCUGUGUUGUUCUAGACACACAACCACAGAAAUAUGAUCCAGAUGAUCCUUCCAAACUGGAUGCCUAUGGCAAAGCAAUGCUGCAUGGACAAGGCUACGACCGAUGGUUUGACAAGAGUUUUAACAUUGUGGUUUGCUCUAAUGGAACAAUUGGUUUCAAUGCUGAACAUGCAUGGGCAGACGCACCAGUGAUGGCACAACUCUGGGAGUAUAUCCAGGUGGAUGAGCUGAUUCUUGGAUAUGACAAAGAUGGCCACUGCCGUGGCAACCCAGAGUGCCAACCUCCAGUUCCUGUCAGACUGGAAUGGGAGAUAAACAAACAAUGUCAGCAGAUCAUCCAGUCAAGCCUGCAGGUGGCCAGGUCAUUGCUAAAUGAUGUAGAUCUUCAUAUCAUGAUGUUCCAGGAAUUUGGCAAAGGUUUUAUAAAAACCUGCAAAAUCAGCCCUGAUGCUUUCAUCCAAAUAGCACUUCAGCUUACAUAUUACAGACUGGAAAAACACUUUUGUCUGACAUAUGAGUCAUCAAUGACCCGCCUCUUCAGAGAGGGGAGGACAGAAACAGUGAGGUCUUGUACAGAACACACAUGUCACUUUGUUAAAGCUAUUGAGGAUGGAAAACCGAAGGAGGAGUGCAUACAGUUGUUGAGGAAGGCAGCAGACUAUCACCAAGGUCUGUACAGAGACUCCAUGACAGGCAAAGGAGUCGACAGGCAUCUCUUCUGUCUCUAUGUGGUCUCAAAGUAUCUUGGAGUUGACUCCCCUUUUCUGGCUAAGGCCCUCAGUGAACCAUGGAAACUUUCAACAAGCCAAACACCGCACGGACAGGCAGAAAGAAUGGAUCUUCUCAAGCAUCCAGAACGUAUCAAUGGUGGAGGUGGUUUUGGUCCAGUGACUGAUGAUGGCUAUGGAGUCUCCUACAUCAUUGCUGGAGAGGACACUAUCUUCUUCCACAUAUCAUCUAAAACAUCCUGCUUACAGACGGAUUCCCACAAGUUUGGAGCCACCCUGAAGACUGCAUUGUGUGAUAUGAAAGAUCUGUAUAAUAGAUAA
This is a messenger RNA of Candidula unifasciata, 1521 nucleotides long. The record is from the annotation of a GenBank genome assembly. Lineage: Eukaryota; Metazoa; Mollusca; Gastropoda; Stylommatophora; Geomitridae.